Eubalaena glacialis (North Atlantic right whale) is the source of this 1021-nucleotide messenger RNA. RefSeq names its product asialoglycoprotein receptor 1-like. Gene Ontology annotation, molecular function: fucose binding; D-mannose binding. The transcript has 9 exons. NCBI's taxonomy places the organism in Eukaryota, Metazoa, Chordata, Mammalia, Artiodactyla, Balaenidae. The record is from RefSeq and is a predicted model, not a curated record. Gene Ontology annotation, cellular component: external side of plasma membrane. Gene Ontology annotation, biological process: biological process involved in interspecies interaction between organisms.
GCAUCGAGGGACCCAGGAGUCAACCUUGAGACCUUCAGCAAGUCCAGCCAGCCCUACCAUGACAAAGGAGUAUCAAGAUCUUCAGCAUCUGGACAACGAGGAGAAUGACCAUCAGCACAGAAAAAGGCCGCCUCCUCCCCACUCACUCUUUCGGCGUCUCUGCUCCGGACCCAGCCUCAUCCUGAUCUCCAUCGGCCUUAGCCUCCUGCUGCUGGUGGUUGUCUGUGUGAUCGGAUCCCAGAACUCCAAGCUGCAGGAGGAGCUGCGGGCCCUGAGAGAAACGUUCAGCAACCUCACAGUGAGCACGGAGGCCAAGGUCAAGGCCCUGAGCGUCCAGGGAGGAAAUGUGGGCAGAAAGAUGAAGUCUCUGGAGUCCCAACUGGAGAAACAGCAGCAGGACCUGAGUGAAGAUCACUCCAGCUUGCUGCUCCACGUGCAGCAGUUUGUGUCUGACCUGCGAAGCCUGAGCUGUCAGGUGGCCGUCCUCCAGGGCAACGGCUCUGAAAGGACGUGCUGCCCCGUGAACUGGGUGGAGCAUGAAGGCAGCUGCUACUGGUUCUCUCGCUCGGGGAAGCCCUGGCCCGAGGCUGAGAAGUACUGCCAGCUGGAGGACGCCCACCUGGUGGUGGUGGGCUCCUGGGAGGAGCAGAAAUUUAUCCAGCAUCACAUGGGCCCUGUGAACACCUGGAUGGGUCUCACUGACCAAAACGGGCCCUGGAAAUGGGUAGACGGGACAGACUAUGAGUCGGGCUUCAAGAACUGGAGACCAGAGCAGCCGGACGACUGGUAUGGGCACGGGCUCGGAGGAGGUGAAGACUGUGCCCACUUCACGGGCGACGGCCGCUGGAACGAUGACGUCUGUCAGAGGCCCUACCGGUGGGUCUGCGAGACACAGCGGGACAGGGACAGUGAAAGCUAGCAGCCUCCUCUCCCCCUAAUUUAUUUCCUCAAUGCCUUUACCUGCCGUAGGGCUCCUGGUUUGGGGACCCUCCUAUCUGGGGGCUUCUGGAUUUUCAUCUAA